CACAUCUCUACAUAUUUUCUCUACUCAAAUUGAGAUCUAUUUCUUUGGAAAUCAUCGGAGAUAGAAGACAGCAAUGGCAACAGAAAGAACUUUUAAAAGGAAAAAAUUUACCAAAUCGGUCAGAUUAGCUUGCAGAUUUUUUAGGACUCGUUCGCUGAGACGGAGAAAAGUUACACAUCAAUUGAUCACGGACAACUCCACUCGCCGUGUUACCUUUCGAAAACGCAAAGAUGGUUUAUUGAAGAAGAUCAAAGAAUUGACCAUCCUAUGUGGUUUACCCGCUUGUGCCAUCAUUUACAGCGAGUACAAGGAUGGCCCGGAGCUCUGGCCAAACGUUAACGAGGUUCGUUCUCUUCUUGAUAGGUUAAGUGAACUUCCAGUGGAGAAACAGACCAAAUACAUGAUGGACCAGAAAGAUCUCAUGAACAAGAUGAUCCAAGACGCAGAGAAAAAGUUGGAGAAGGAAAAAGCGUAUACUCGUGCGAUGAAACUUGGGAUAAUGGCUUCGACCAGUGAUAUAACUACCGAUACUGAUUGUUCGGAGGAACUGGCCAAAGCAGCUGAGGUGAUUGACAAGAAGCUCAAAGUCAUCCAAGAAAGAAUCAAGGUUGUGGAAGCAGGAGCCCCUAUCAUCAAGAGAGACUAGCCUUAUCAAAAUUUCUAAUAUUAUUAUUGUUUUUAUAAUUGUUUUCAUAUUAAGAUGUUUGGAUUAAUGGUGUUAACAUUAAUGUUCUAUAAUUUAUGCUUUGCAUUCUUAAGAAGGACUAAGAGAAUUAUAAAUCUCUUUGGCCUUUUUGUGGUGUAAUUUUGCCUAGAUUUAAUAGAAUGAACACCAUAAUUGAUAUAUUUAAUUUA
Messenger RNA from Capsella rubella, 855 nucleotides. Its product is annotated as agamous-like MADS-box protein AGL80. NCBI's taxonomy places the organism in Eukaryota, Viridiplantae, Streptophyta, Magnoliopsida, Brassicales, Brassicaceae. Gene Ontology annotation, molecular function: DNA-binding transcription factor activity, RNA polymerase II-specific; RNA polymerase II cis-regulatory region sequence-specific DNA binding; protein dimerization activity. The coding region runs from base 74 to 646 and encodes 190 amino acids. The record is from RefSeq and is a predicted model, not a curated record. The transcript is spliced from 3 exons. Gene Ontology annotation, biological process: positive regulation of transcription by RNA polymerase II.